AUGAAAUCCGAUUUCAAGUUCUCAAACCUUUUAGGUACGGUCUACAGACAAGGCAACAUAACCUUUUCCGAUGACGGCAAGCAACUACUCUCACCGGUGGGGAAUAGGGUCAGUGUGUUUGACUUGAUCAACAAUAAAUCGUUCACGUUUGAAUACGAACAUCGCAAAAAUAUUGCCGCCAUUGAUCUGAACAAGCAAGGCACACUGCUGAUUUCGAUUGACGAGGACGGUCGCGCCAUCCUCGUGAACUUCAAAGCCCGCAACGUGCUUCACCAUUUCAACUUUAAAGAAAAAUGCUCUGCUGUGAAGUUCAGCCCCGAUGGGAGACUCUUUGCAUUAGCCUCGGGCAGGUUUUUACAAAUUUGGAAGACUCCAGAUGUUAACAAAGACAGACAAUUCGCUCCUUUUGUCCGCUAUAGGGUACAUGCGGGACACUUUCAAGACAUAACGUCUUUGACGUGGUCGCAAGAUUCCAGGUUCAUCCUCACCACUUCCAAAGACUUGAGUGCAAAAAUAUGGUCCGUAUAUUCAGAGGAGAAGAACCUUGCGGCGACAACAUUCAACGGCCACAGAGACUACGUUAUGGGUGCAUUCUUCAGCCAUGACCAGGAAAAAAUUUACACUGUAAGCAAAGACGGUGCUGUUUUUGUCUGGGAAUUUACCAAGAGGCCCACUGAUGACGACGAAGACGAAAGUGAAAACGAAGACGAACAAGAAGAAGUAGACAUCUCGAAAUACAGCUGGAGAAUCACAAAGAAGCAUUUUUUCUACGCAAACCAAUCCAAAGUAAAAUGUGUGACAUUCCAUCCAGCAACAAGGCUUUUAGCUGUCGGAUUUACUAGCGGAGAAUUCCGUCUCUACGAUUUACCCGAUUUCACUUUGAUUCAACAGCUUUCUAUGGGACAAAAUCCGGUCAACACUGUCAGUGUCAACAACACCGGUGAAUGGCUGGCGUUUGGUUCCAGCAAAUUGGGCCAAUUACUAGUUUACGAGUGGCAAUCAGAAUCAUACAUCUUGAAGCAGCAGGGCCAUUUCGAUUCCACAAACAGUCUCGCAUACUCUCCAGACGGUUCACGUGUAGUGACGGCAUCCGAUGAUGGGAAAAUCAAAGUUUGGGACAUUACAUCAGGGUUCUGUUUGGCCACUUUCGAAGAGCACACCUCUUCAGUGACCGCUGUACAGUUUGCGAAAAGGGGCCAGGUCAUGUUUUCAUCAUCGUUAGAUGGUACGGUGAGAGCAUGGGACUUAAUCAGGUAUCGUAAUUUUAGAACAUUCACUGGUACUGAAAGAAUCCAAUUCAAUUGUUUAGCGGUGGAUCCAUCAGGUGAAGUCGUUUGUGCCGGCUCCCUUGACAAUUUUGACAUUCACGUUUGGUCAGUGCAAACGGGUCAAUUGCUAGAUGCUUUGUCCGGACACGAAGGUCCCGUUUCGUGUCUGUCGUUCAGUCAAGAGAACAGUGUCUUAGCUUCCGCAUCAUGGGAUAAAACAAUUAGAAUUUGGUCCAUAUUUGGUAGAAGCCAACAAGUGGAACCAUUAGAAGUUUAUUCCGAUGUUCUAGCCUUGUCAAUGAGACCGGAUGGGAAAGAAGUCGCAGUUUCCACCUUAAAGGGUCAAAUCUCUAUCUUCAACAUAGAAGAUGCCAAGCAAGUGGGCAACAUUGAUUGUAGAAAAGACAUAAUAUCUGGUAGGUUUAAUGAAGAUAGAUUCACUGCCAAAAAUUCUGAACGAUCCAAAUUCUUUACUACAAUCCAUUACAGUUUUGAUGGUAUGGCUAUCGUGGCUGGUGGUAAUAAUAAUUCCAUUUGUCUGUAUGAUGUUCCAAAUGAAGUUUUGUUGAAAAGAUUCAUUGUAUCCAGAAACAUGGCUUUGAACGGUACUCUUGAGUUUUUGAACAGUAAGAAAAUGACUGAAGCAGGUUCAUUGGAUUUAAUCGACGAUGCAGGCGAAAAUUCAGAUUUGGAGGACCGUAUUGAUAAUUCUUUACCGGGUUCUCAAAAAGGUGGCGAUCUGUCGACAAGAAGGAUGAGGCCAGAGGUUAGAGUUACUUCAGUGCAGUUCUCACCAACAGCAAAUGCAUUUGCUGCUGCUUCGACAGAAGGUUUAUUGAUAUAUUCUACUAAUGACACGAUAUUAUUUGAUCCCUUUGACCUGGAUGUCGACGUCACCCCUCAUUCCACCGUAGAGGCACUGCGGGAAAAACAGUAUUUGAAUGCAUUAGUAAUGGCAUUCAGAUUAAAUGAAGAAUACCUAAUCAAUAAAGUUUAUGAAGCCAUACCUAUUAAGGAAAUCCCCUUGGUUGCAAGUAAUAUUCCUGCAAUAUAUUUACCAAGAAUCCUGAAAUUCAUAGGUGAUUUUGCUAUUGAAUCUCAACACAUUGAGUUUAAUCUAAUUUGGAUCAAAGCCCUAUUAUCUUCAAGCGGUGAUUACAUAAACGAACACAAAUAUCUCUUCUCGACGGCUAUGAGGUCAAUACAGAGAUUUAUUGUUAGAGUGGCUAAGGAUGUAGUCAACACCACAACUGAUAAUAAAUACGCCUAUAGGUUCUUGGUCUCAACUGACGGGUCCAUGGAAGAUGAUACGGCUGAUGAUGAUGAGGUUCUAUUAAAAGAUGACGCAGAGGAAGAUAACGAAGAGAAUGAUGUGGCCAUGGAAUCUGACGACGAAGAAGGAUGGAUUGGUUUCAAUGGGAAGGAUAACAAAUUACCCUUGUCUAAUGAAAAUGAUUCCAGUGAUGAAGAAGAAGACGAGAAAGAGCUUCCUUGA
This is a messenger RNA of Saccharomyces paradoxus, 2763 nucleotides long. It is a transcript of the gene PWP2, whose product is annotated as snoRNA-binding rRNA-processing protein PWP2. The record is from RefSeq and is a predicted model, not a curated record. Gene Ontology annotation, cellular component: small-subunit processome; Pwp2p-containing subcomplex of 90S preribosome. The transcript has a single exon. Lineage: Eukaryota; Fungi; Ascomycota; Saccharomycetes; Saccharomycetales; Saccharomycetaceae. The coding region runs from base 1 to 2763 and encodes 920 amino acids. Gene Ontology annotation, molecular function: protein binding. Gene Ontology annotation, biological process: maturation of SSU-rRNA from tricistronic rRNA transcript (SSU-rRNA, 5.8S rRNA, LSU-rRNA); ribosomal small subunit assembly.